Molecule: messenger RNA, 6252 nt
Organism: Harpegnathos saltator (Jerdon's jumping ant)
Lineage: Eukaryota; Metazoa; Arthropoda; Insecta; Hymenoptera; Formicidae
Gene: Tbc1d8-9
Product: TBC1 domain family member 8/9
Exons: 19
Coding region: 508-3924 (1138 amino acids)
Molecular function (GO): calcium ion binding
Source: RefSeq, a predicted model, not a curated record
GGAUUUUUUGGAAGCCAAUUAUAUUUUCUUCAACAUCGCCCAUUCCUAGCCUCAACUAUAUAUCCGUGUCUUUUCAGGUUCUGAGGAUGUACAUUUUAGUUCAAAAGAGAACAAGCCGAGCUGGUCACUCGAAAGGGACAAUCGUGUUUGUUUGUCUCGAUAUGCCGCUUUACGUUUGGUCGUGAAGAAGAUCCAUUACCAUAAACCGAUCGCGCUCAGUGAGAGAAAUUCAGCCGAUUAUCAGCUGACGACGUGCUGGUGCGCCCAGCCCAGCACUCCCUCGUCGCGACGCAUCAUCACACGGAGUCACAUCGCAAUCGCGCGGCGUGUUAACCCAAGUCGCGAGUGCUCCGCCUGCCGUGCUUGUGCGCGCGCGACAUUCAUCAUCGUCGUAGUCGGGCGCCAGACGCGGUGGUCGACACUUUUCCUGAAUAUCUCUGAUAAGGAGUGCGUGCGCGACGUCGUCCCGUCAGUGCCAUAUGUGCUUCGCCGACGACUUUGGUCGAUAUGUGGGUGAAGCCACAAGAAGUGCUGCUCGCCAACGCUUUUUGGAUUACUGAGCAAGCGACUGUAUACUUUGUUUUGCAACGUCGCAAGGGACAUGGGAAGACAAAGGGACUCACCUCCAUAUUGGUGGGCACCUUGGACAGUGUUUUUGAUACUAAACCACCACCAUUUAGGAUCCUUCAUCAAACACCAUCAUCGGAAGUUUAUUGGGAAGUGGCGUGCUCCUUGACUCGCGAAGAGAUUCUACAAGAUUGGGAAUGGCUCCACUCAAAUUUAAUGACAACCCUCACAUCAUUUGAUACCGAGGAGGAGAUAACAGAGUUUGUCUGCUGCAAAAUUCAAUCCAUAAUAGCAAAUAGCAUCCCAGACUCUCAGUUUGCAGAUGAAGAAGAUCCUGAGUCUUUUAAAACUGUGUCUUUUAAAUUCCAUCAGUUGUUCAGUGUACCAAAAGAAGACAAAUUGGUCAAUUAUUAUUCGUGCAGUUACUGGAAAUCUCGAUUACCUAGACAAGGAUGGCUUUAUUUGUCAGUCAAUCAUAUGUGUUUUUAUGCUUAUAUACUGGCAAGAGAGACAAAGUUGACUGUAAGAUGGACCGACAUUACUGAAUUGAACAAAACCAGUUCUCUCAUAGUUCCGGACAGUAUACGUGUUGUAACACGUGACAAUAAAGAACAUUAUUUUUCUAUGUUUUUACAUAAAUCAGAAACGUAUUCCUUGAUGGAACAACUGACCAAUAUUGCUAUGAAAAGGCUUAUUGAUGAGAAAAGUGGAUUUAAUGAGGAUAGAGACUUACUGAAUAAAUUAAGCAAAAAUGUGCCUAAGAAGCCAUCUUUCUUGAAGAGAGAUCUCGAUGCGAGAGCACACUCGGAAGCGUAUAGACUUCAAUUCAGGUUGCCGGGAGUUGAAAAGUUAGACGGCAGUGUCGAUGCAACCUUAUGGACACCAUAUAAUAAAAGAUAUGUUUGGGGAAAGAUAUAUUUGUCCCAGAAUUAUCUCUGUUUCGAAAGUAGGGUCAGAAGAGUAGUCAGUCUAGUUAUACCUUUGAGGGAAGUGACGCUCGUCGAAUCAGCGGAGAAUCAAUCCAGCACAGGAGCAGAUAAGUCGAUAUUGGUCACAACGGCGCGUUCGUCGUUUUUGUUUGCCCAAAUACACGAUCGGGAUUUCGUGGUGCAGAAAAUCUCCGAACUUCUAGCAAAGUCUAAACUUAAUUAUGUAUCUAAAGACAGCUUAUGUUCGCCGAACUCUUCGAAUAGCAACAUUAGCAACUGCGAGGAAGCGAAGCCUACAGAACAUUGGAAACCUCAGCCGCCUCUAAUGAUUCUGUUUAAAACUCCGCUCACUAGCGAAGCUGCAUUGAAGCAAGAGGCUAAGGAAAAACAGUGGGAGCUUCACUUCGCAGAAUAUGGGAGAGGUAUUACAAUGUACAGAACAACUGAAACAGCGAAGCUCGUUAUUCAGGGAAUCCCGCAGUCUUUGAGAGGAGAAGCCUGGCUCACUUUUUCUGGUGCCUUAAACGAAAAGGCAAUGAAUCCAGAUUUGUACAAAUCGCUGGUUGAGCAAUCACUUGGCAAAUCAUGUCAAGCGAACGAAGAGAUCGAAAGGGAUCUGCACAGGUCGUUACCGGAACAUCCGGCUUUCCAAUCUGAUACUGGAAUCAAUGCGCUGAGAAGGGUACUGUCCGCUUAUGCGUGGCGAAAUCCUCAGAUUGGUUAUUGUCAGGCGAUGAACAUCGUAGCUUCGGUUUUGCUGAUCUACUGUUCUGAGGAAUCAGCUUUCUGGCAGUUGUGUAAUGUCUGCGAGUCAUUAUUGCCUGAUUACUAUGAUCGCAGAGUAGUUGGUGCUCUCGUUGAUCAAGGUCUCUUAGAAGAACUGGCUGCUGAGCAUUUGCCAAUUUUGCAUGCUAAAUUGCAAGAGUUGGGCUUAAUUAAAGUUAUCUCGCUAUCUUGGUUUCUAACUAUAUUCCUAAGUGUCAUGCCAACCAGUAGCGCUGUAAACAUCAUGGACUGUUUCUUCUAUGAUGGAGCUAAAGUGAUUUUUCAGAUAGCAUUGACAGUGCUGGAAUGGAAUCAAGACAAGUUACUUAAUUGCCGCGAUGAUGGGGAGGCUAUGCAAUUGCUAACUGACUAUCUCGGUGGCGUCUACAACGACGAAGGGCCAAUAUUUCCCCGACCAGUCGACAGUACAUCUCCUAAUAAGAGUGUAUCUGUUCAGACGUUAAUUUAUGAAGCGUAUUCGAGAUAUGGCUCGUUAACUAUCGGCUGGAUAGAAAGAUUGCGACUAAAGCACAGGCUCAGGGUAGUUCAGAGUCUAGAAGAUGGAAUUGAAAAGAAUGUAAUUAGGAGCGUUAUUGUUGAUAAGUACAUGACGAUUGAAGAAUUGCAGGAAUUGUUAAGUCUAGUAAGGGAGGAACUAAUGAGUCAACGAAAAUCUGAGCCCGAUCGUUAUGAUCCAACUCAACCGCCGUACGAGGCAUACAAAGUGGACUUUGACUUGUUCAGAAUUUUAUUCGGUGGUCUGUCUCCAUGGGGAAAGUGCACUCAGGCUGAGUCUCUUUCCGCGCGACUGUUCCGCCUGAUGGAUCGUAAUCGCGACGGUUUGUUGAACUUCCGAGAAUUGGUGCAGGCUAUAGGAAUGACAGCGACAGCCGAUUUGACACAGAGAUUGAAGCUUCUGUAUACGUUGCACCUGCCGCCACUUCUUACACCUGCCGACUUUGAGUCGCCGACGCAUUCUGCAGAUGGUGCCGAGGUAGCAGCGGAAGCUACAGACUUCUUCGACAGUAUGGAGCAGAGCGUAGCUUCUUUAGAGAUGCCAGUCAGUGUGGCGGAGGAACCAACAGUGGGAACUUUAUCGCGAUCGACGAGUCUUAACAGUCAACAAGGAGAUCAGUCAUGGGAGAUUCAAAGUAUGGGUAGCUUACGCUCGAUGAUUGCGUCCAAGGAUAGUCCAUUGGAUCUUAAAACUGUGCCAAAAAUGUCCCAGGGGCAUUUUAUAGCGUUAUGGAAAACUCUUUAUGACAUGUUUCCUGCACAACCCGAAGAACAAGAAACGUACCAUUGCAUCGCUUCCAUAGGUACCCUUCUGCUCCAAUUGGGAGAUGUUGGGAAGAAAUUCUAUGUAGAAAGAGACGAAUCCGAAGAUAGUUUACUUAUGGCCGCUUCUGCUGCUCAGCAAGCUUCUACCUCCGUUAUUGAAAGGUCACCGGAUCGUAACGGAAAUCCAUCGAGUAUAGCGUCGUCCGCAGAUCCCGAUUGGUCGAUAACUGUCGAACAGUUUUUAGCGUCUGCCUUAACCGGACAAGCGAUAGUAGAUUUUUUCAGCAAACGAGCCAACUUGGUGGAAUCUAUGACGGCAUUGAAAAACCGUAGAUUUAAUCGUGUACAUUCAUUAUCAGAUACGCCAACUCUGAAUGGAUGACAUACGGUGAUCAACAUAUAAGAGAAUGCUGCAUAAUAACCGCUUCUUAUGAUUUGAAAAGCUUCAACAAAUUAGCGAAAACAACAUAGUAAAGACUCGAAUCGAGUCGAGAAAUCGGAGCUGAAUAUAUUGGUACGAAUUUGAUGAAUUUUAAUUUGGAGGGAAACGCAUUUGUGCAUGAAUGGUGAUAUGUGCAAUAGAACGAUAGUUGUAAGCGUUAUUCGAAAAUUCGUAAUAAGUUGACUUAUUACGAUACCUAAGAGCCGUGUAAUAUUUGCGUAAAGAAUAUUUUUUGAUUUUGUGUUAUACCUGAUGAUUAUGUUCUUUGCCUGCUAAGUUGGAUCAUUUAUUUUUCAAUGUGGUUUACUGUGGUCUUUUAUGCGAUAAACACGUUUACUUGUUUCACGAUAUAUUAUACAGCAAAGAGCAUAAUUGCAAAUACUUUUAAGAUAAGAUUUAUUAAUCAAUAUAUCGACAAUGGUAGUUAUAUGUCAUUAAUUCACGAAGAUUUUUCGAUGACAGAGACAUAUGUUUUUAAUAUGUUGGCCUACCUUAUUAGUCGUAUGUCUGGUGAAUAUAUCGAAACCGUUAAAACACACGAAUGUGUCAAUAGUGAACACUCAGGGUAAAGAUUGUAAAACAGUUCCAUUAUAUUUAGAUCAACUAUGUUUAUUAUUAUAUGUAAGCAAUGCAAGGAAAUUUCCAGAUAACUAAUAUUGACGCGAUAUAUAUAAAUUCUAAGGAAAAGGAAGACGUUUGUAUUUGGAAAGAAAAAAGACCAAUGUAUGUCUAUUUUAUUAGUUUAUAGAAACCUGUAAUUACAAUAACCUUCUAUUUCCUAAACAUUUCAAAAUCUAAAAAUUCGACUAAAUCGUAAAUUUUAUUCUUUAAUUACUAAAAUGUUAUACAUUUGGUUGUUAAAUAAUAGUUAAAUAAUAGUCUUUAGUCAUUAAUAUGUAAUUGAUAUGUGACAUGUGUUACUUAAAAAAUUUCUACAAAUUCUGCAAGAUUUUUUAAUUGAAACUUGAAGAAAACCGAUAUUGGUCUUUUUUCAUUACAGGAGAUACAAAAAUAUACAUAAUAGAAUUUGCCAGACAUGUUACAAACGGUUUACCAGAGAUAUGAGGAAUAUAACGUAUGCGAUAAUAGAUAUCGAAUAUAGUCAUUUACUUUAACGUUAUGUCAUUUUAAUUUCGUUUUAUGACGAACAUAUAAACAGCGAAACAUAGAGGAUAUAUACAUUUAAAUGUAAUCUUUCUUUCAACUGUAGAUGUGCUAUAAUCUACAGCGGAAAGAGUGCGACUCGUACGACAUUCGAUAUAUUCCUCAAGUAUUACUUGCAUAGCCAUUACAUAAGAGAUAAAUGAUGCAUCAUGAGUAAGGAACUGAAGAUCAAAAAACUUCACCAUUAUCCAUCUUUCUGUAUAUAAACAACAGAUUAUUGUAAGCAUUACGCGUCUUUGCUUAGACGGACUUUUCUUUCUUUUUACAAUUUGUUCAAUCGCAACUAUGCCAGAAUUUAUACUAAUUUUUUUAAGUAUAAGUCAAAAGAAAAUCGUACAUCUUAAAAAAUUAUUUCACCUAUAAAGAUAUAUACGUAUAAAUGUUACACAAACUAAUUCGCCUGCUCAAACGAGAGCUAUCAUAACGUAAUUUUGAUAUGCAGUAUUAUUUGACAACUAAUCGUUAACUUCCACUAAUACAGAUCUCUGUGAUUAGCUCUAUGGUCCGGUUUAAAAAAAGUUCCGAAAUAUUGAGAUUGAUCAUUUUUCACACAAUCGCGUCCACAAUGAGAAGGGUAAGAAAGAACAAUGCGUGUAUAUAAAGGAAAAUUUAUCAUGUAAGGAGAAAAGGACAAAUAGGAAAAAGAACAAAAAGAAUCAGAUAACAAUUUCUCUAAAUAUGAAAUUCUUGAUACAGUCGACAUUUCUUCGGUCUAUUCAACUUUCAAAUUAUAUAUAUACAAGAUAAUAAUAUAAAUUCAGUUGGCAUGAAAAGCUUUAGAUGGUAACAUUAUAAAUCGAUAUUGCAUUGUACACAACGUUGCCUAAAUAUAUUGAGUCACCUUGGUUUCUUAAAACGUUUUUCUGAUAUCCGUAAUCAACAAAAGGAAAAAAAGAGUAACGUUUGUUAAUUUUGUCCUGUUCUAGAUAAAAAUGGAUUUUAAUAUGAUAUACGAAUUUGAUCGAUUGCAAUUUAUUAAAGACAACCAAUUUCAAUUGUAAAUGGCACAAUCUAAUUAUACACAUAUACAUACACACACUUUAGUGAUAAUUUUUAUUUUUAUAUAACCAAGUACUCACGAGCAUAAUUUUAUGAACGUGAUUA